This is a messenger RNA of Dothidotthia symphoricarpi CBS 119687, 695 nucleotides long. Its product is annotated as ribosomal protein S14. Gene Ontology annotation, cellular component: cytosolic small ribosomal subunit; ribosome. Gene Ontology annotation, molecular function: structural constituent of ribosome; zinc ion binding. Gene Ontology annotation, biological process: translation. The transcript has 3 exons. Bases 42 to 212 code for a protein of 56 amino acids. Lineage: Eukaryota; Fungi; Ascomycota; Dothideomycetes; Pleosporales; Dothidotthiaceae. The record is from RefSeq and is a predicted model, not a curated record.
CCAGCGAUACCGCAAAACCCCCCAAACCACAACCACACAACAUGUCUCACGAGUCGGUCUGGUAUUCGCGUCCUAGGACCUACGGCAAGGGCUCCCGCGAGUGCCGUGUCUGCACGCACCCCGCUGGUCUGAUCCGCAAGUACGGCCUCAACAUCUGCCGUCAGUGCUUCAGGGAGAAGGCCGCCGACAUUGGAUUCGUCAAGCACCGCUAAAUACCCCACGAAUUCCAUGGCUGGAGUAGAGGAGGCGCAACGGAUGAUUACCCGACGACCCAACUCCUCCGACUCCCACGAGCGAAUAUCGAUAUGAGACUGGGGCGGAGAGAGCGUCGGGGCGGGAUGGUUCUGCAUGGCUUUCUUUCGGAAUGGGAAUUGUUUCCUCAUAUCAUGAUGAUGGUCGGAGGGAAGGUGUCUGGCAACGAUAACAAAAAUCCAUCCUGAAUUCACGACAACGUACUGCGUACCAUGUUCUGCCAGAUAGAACGAUAUGCUUGUCGGAGAUUGAAACGAAGCGCUGCUGAUGUUGUAGGAACGAUCUGAAUGAAACGAGGGAACGGGCGAAUCUGGAAAGCGAUAAGACCUGGGGCGUGGAUGAUCGGAUUCUUGAGAUGUGAUUGUUUCGAAGAAUGUCCCCGCGUAUUUGAACACAUCAACGCUGCCAUCAGGGUGCUCGCCCUCGAGUACUCAACCCCAUGC